Labrus mixtus (cuckoo wrasse) is the source of this 2878-nucleotide messenger RNA. RefSeq names its product zona pellucida-like domain containing 1a (gene zpld1a). The record is from RefSeq and is a predicted model, not a curated record. The transcript is spliced from 11 exons. Lineage: Eukaryota; Metazoa; Chordata; Actinopteri; Labriformes; Labridae. Gene Ontology annotation, cellular component: cell surface. Bases 599 to 1843 code for a protein of 414 amino acids.
UUGACCAGGAAUCAAAGUUUGAGGGAUCAGGUACGAGGCGGGCAGCAGCACGCAGCCCCAUUGAGCAGAUUACCUGCUGCUGUGCUGACUGAAGACUCCUGCACACAAAACAUGAAAAGUGUGGAUUCCAGGGGCCAAAGGCCUGCGUGGUGGGCUCUGCAGUGCCAAACCGGCUCGAGGAGAAAAGAAAGGCUCAGUCAGCAAGCCAGGGCCACUGGGGUGAUGAAAAGAUAAUUCUCCCCCCCACCGCCUCUGGACCUCAUGCGGCGUCAAACCAUUUGUGAGCAGUGACACAGCCAGAUUGGGCCGAAAGGAUAUGAGUGGGAAACUUCAAAACCUGCUCAUGUUUCUGCGAACGUGAAAGGAUUUGUAUAACACAUUCAGAUUUGAUGGACUUUCCCAUGUUCACUCUCGACAGCCCUUUUUUGUUGACAUGUUCAAAUAAUGAAUCUCUUAUGUGUUGGAUCCCUUUUCCCCCCCUGCUCCUGAGUGCUGUUUCUAGUUGCCAGGUAGGGAUGCUGUGCGGACCAUUCCAUCGUCUGUCCCAGGCUUAUGGAGAACCGCUGACUUGCUGCCUUCCAGGAUCCAGGGUGCUGAAAUGGAACAUAUUCUUUUGAUCCUUUUAAUAAUUAUUAAGGCUGAGUCAGUCGGAGCUCAAUUCAAUGGAUACAACUGUGACGGCAACUUUCACAGCCGCUUCCCAGCCGAGAGGGAUAUCAGUGUGUACUGUGGAGUGCAGACCAUCACCCUUAAGAUCAAUUUCUGCCCUGUCCUCUUUUCCGGCUACACCGACACUGACCUGGCCCUCAAUGGUCGUCAUGGAGACGCCCACUGCCGCGGAUUCAUCAAUAACAACACCUUUCCUACCGUGGUCAUCUUCAGUAUCAGCCUGGCCACACUGGAGUCGUGUGGCAAUUCUCUGGUGGUCUCCACAGCCCAAGGACCCAACGCUUAUGGGAACCUGUCACUGGUGCAGAUUGGAAACAUUUCAGGGUAUAUCGACACACCAGACCCCCCUUACAUUAUAAGCUACCUGCCAGGUCUGCUAUACAAGUUCAGCUGCAGUUACCCGCUGGAAUACCUGGUCAACAACACUCAGCUGGCCUCGUCAGCAGCUGCGAUCUCAGUGAAGGACAGCAACGGUACUUUCAUCAGCACGUUGAAUUUACUGCUCUACAAUGACUCAUCAUACGUUCAGCAGCUGUCCAUCCCCAUGGCAGGACUGACCCUGAAGACAAGGGUGUUUGCAGCUGUGAAAGCGUCUAACCUGGACAAGAGAUGGAACAUUCUGAUGGAUUACUGUUAUACCACACCUUCUGGAAACCCAAACGAUGACCUACGCUAUGAUCUUUUCUUUAGCUGUGAAAAAGACCCCCAGACUACCGUCUUUGAAAAUGGGAAGAGCCAAAUGGGCCGCUUUGCCUUUGAAGUAUUCCGCUUUGUAAAGCACAAGAACCAGAAGAUGUCCACCGUCUUCCUCCACUGUGUCACCAAGCUGUGUCGAUCCGAUGACUGCCCCAUGCUCAUGCCAAUCUGUGGAAGCAGGAAAAAGAGAGAUGUCCUUGAGAGAAAGGAAUCAAACGGUGUAUCUGGGAAUGCCGUCCUGACCGCCGGGCCUAUCAUCACCCGGAGUGACGAAACACCAACCAACAACUCUCAGCUGGCCAACCUGAAAGCUCCAGUGUUUCAGAUGAACACAGUGACCAGCGCUCUCAUAUCGGGCGUCAUCAUCCUGGGGGUUAUGAGCGUGUGCUUCUUCAUCUUCUCUCUCACCCUCCUCAAAGGAAAGAGUGCUCUUGUAAGCACCCUGACCUCAGGCGCCCGUAACCCAGCCUUCAACUGAGCGCCUCAGCCAACUGCAGACACUUCCUAAUGUGUGCUAACAAAGGGACAGAUGUGACAUGAUGUAUGUGAAUGUAGUCAUUUUACAGGACUAUAAAAGCUAAAUGUUGAUCUAGAAAACAGGUAACAGGUAUGAUGUGCAUAAGCAUAGAAGUGAAUCGGGAUAUGCAACAUUUACAUUCAAUACCUCAGCUAAAAAGCUUCCAUCCACGAAGUACAGGCUUAGUAACAUGGCUUACAGUACUUUAUAAUAUCUGCUGGUAAAUAUACGAGUACUUUAUUGAAUAUGUAACUUAAGAGAUAAAAGGGAAACUGUCGAAUUUCAAGUGAAAGCCUUUGAUUUAGUAAUUCCAUGACUUAACAGAUAGCCCCAGGCGUGGAUGUUAAUAUGUUUUAUUGACAUGAAAUCUAACAUUGUAUUAAUUAUUGGGUAAAUAUUUAAUUUAUUAAUAUUGCUACAUAUUAAAGGGGUAGUCCUCUGAUUAAUCAAUUGAUAGAUUUGAUGUACCUAUAGUAUAUGUAGUUCACUAACUCACUUUAAAGCUUUUAUGAGGCGGCAAUAAACUUGUUGUUUAAGUUUCAUUUGUACAUGUUCCAAAGGUAAUUGUUUAUAACUUUCCUGAAAUGUUUUUUAAAAUGCCAUUGAAGAUCUAUGCCUGAAAUGUGGAACUUGUGUACAGUUGUGCAGAUUGCAAAUAUUGCACUUUGACUUGUGAUUUAAACCUGCUCAGUGUCAUCUUUCUGAACAUACAGUAUGAACUUCCUCAGCAAUUCAACUAAAGAAUUUCAGUCAGCAACAAAAGAGCAAGAGUUGAUUUAUUGUGUUGGUGCGACCAAAACUUGACUUGUAAUAAAUGUAAACAUGUCAGUGGGACUGAAAUCAGACUAAGUCAAACUCCUUGAAGACUGACUAACACACUCUCAAUCAGAAGCAAAGUGACCUCUAGGUAUUCCAUAGGUCAUGUUCAUGUAUCAUGCUCCAUCAUUCCUGUGCGGGGCUUUGACCCGGAAGACAAACAACAUAAAUGUGUAACAU